UCCUCAGGAUUUGGCAGAAUCACAGUCUUUCUCUGAAUUUCCUGGCCAGUUUGAUUCUUUCUGUUCUCCUUCUGAAGAUCUCCUUUCAUUGGCGAGAGAGGAUUCUCACGAGGGACAAUUGGUUCAGACAGAAGAGACAGAGCAUCAAGAUUUAAUGAGUGGAACUAUCCUUCAACAACCCACGUUCAACCCGAGAGCUGAGCGCCUUUCACCCUCUCGACCUUCACCGAGCUGUCUCUCUUUCUCAACCUUCCAGCUCGGUAAUCGACUAUCAGCUAAUAGGGACCAUGCAUCGUCUCUGACUUCUUCGCGUACUGCUGACCAUUAUCAAACUUCUCAAACUUCUGCUUCCGAAGCCCAGCCAACCAGUCCGUGCUAUUCCUCAUCUAACUCAGCAUCCAACCGUGAAACCGUUCUCGAGCCAUCGAGGCGAGGCAAGCGGUCGUUUGACGAGAGCACGUUGCCUAGUACGAAAAGCGCGGAGAAUUCGGAAGAAGAUAAAAUCGUUGAGAAAAGACGACGCAAUACUCUUGCCGCGCGCAGGUUCCGUCAGAAGCAACAGGAUCGAGUUACGAAUCUGGAAGCGGAACUGGCCAUAGUUACGAAAGAGCGCGAUGAGCUGAAGAUGCUGGUUGCGAGGUAUCAAGGGGAAACGGAGGCGUUGAGGAAAUUAGUUGCUGAUGGCAAGAAAACAUGAUUCUCCGCAUAUGGAUUGAUAACUUUCGAAAUAAUAUGAUGGUAAUACAAUCUCAUUCACUAUUAAGGACUUUUUCC
This is a messenger RNA of Paecilomyces variotii, 774 nucleotides long. RefSeq lists its product as hypothetical. The record is from RefSeq and is a predicted model, not a curated record. The transcript is spliced from 2 exons. Gene Ontology annotation, cellular component: nucleus. Lineage: Eukaryota; Fungi; Ascomycota; Eurotiomycetes; Eurotiales; Thermoascaceae. Gene Ontology annotation, molecular function: RNA polymerase II transcription regulatory region sequence-specific DNA binding; DNA-binding transcription activator activity, RNA polymerase II-specific. Gene Ontology annotation, biological process: regulation of transcription by RNA polymerase II. The coding region runs from base 155 to 697 and encodes 180 amino acids.